Messenger RNA from Acyrthosiphon pisum (pea aphid), 1745 nucleotides. RefSeq lists its product as uncharacterized. Bases 739 to 1533 code for a protein of 264 amino acids. The transcript is spliced from 2 exons. NCBI's taxonomy places the organism in Eukaryota, Metazoa, Arthropoda, Insecta, Hemiptera, Aphididae. The record is from RefSeq and is a predicted model, not a curated record.
UUAUCAGUUAUCAUUUGUUAUCACAUAUUUUUACCGCGCCGCCCGAUCAUGGACUUAAUCAACAUCGCUCACGUUAUCAACAUAUAUUUUUAUCACACACAUUGAAAUUAUAUAUUAUUGUUAUCAUAUAUUUUUGCCUCAAUUAUUUUAUUAUUGUUAUCACAGACAUACACUAUAUAUUAUUUCAAAUGUGUUAGGAAUACAGGCUUCGUAGAUUAGUUGGUUAAAGCGCCGAAAUGUAAUACGGAGAUCGAAUCUCUCCGGAGCCUUUUAGCAAUUUUUUAUUAAAAAAUAUUCGGUAUAAUAAUUUAUAUAUCAUACUUAUAAUGUAGGUAAUGUAUUCGAAGCGGAAAAAUAUAUGUCGGUCACGUGUCGGAUCGUGUGUUCAAAUAAAUACAACAACAUAUUGUCAUUAGAACUAGAUAUUUCCUUAUUCAAUUAAAAAAUAUCUUAAUAGCCACCACAUUAGGUGAACAUAUCCGUUAUUAAAGAAGAAUACAUUAGUGAAUAACAGAUAUCCGCCGAACGCACAUUAAGCCUAAUAAUUGUCACAGGUAUUAACACGUCAAUCAAAUACCAUUCCCACCAUUCGUAACUAGCACAUGCGCACUGUAAAAUUUCACCGCCUAUUAAGCUUCUAGAGACACCGGCAGUCGUUUAGUUCGUCUACUGCCUUAAAAACCAUCGUGCACGUAUAUUUUUCGCUCUGAAAAUUGUUGUGAGUUUAAGUGUUUAAACAUGGCUGGAUCAAUCGAAGACAACGCUGCGUUAUACAAAAAGAAGACCUUCGCUUAUGUACAACCUACACCACCUGCUGAACUCAUCGAAUCCACAACCUACACGCUCGACUUUACGAACCGUAAGUUUGUACACAUUGGUAUUGACCCUACUGAACAUUUUCAAGUCGCCAUCCAUUUAUUAACAUCGUCUCGCCAUGUUAAUAUAUCGCCGGAUUUUCUUAAACGUAUAUUCUCUAUGAUGGGGCAUAUCUUAUCAUUCAUAUUAGAUACACCUCAGAAGUGCAAGCGCUUUAUAUUUCUUGAGACGGAAUCUCAUAAAAUUUCUAGUAUGGUGUAUGGCGGAGAAAAUGUGUUGGUGAUAGAAUCAAAAACUCAUAAAGGAUGUCGAGUAUUGGUAAAUCGUGCGGACCUUAUUAGCCUUCAAUAUCUGGAAUGGUGCAUAUUUGAAACGGUUACACGAAAAUCAACUAUAACACAACCAGUUGUCUUAAAACAAUUUGAUAUGUUUUCAAACUAUAUCAAUGUCGAAUUUCACAAAUUAAAUUCACCGCCGAAAACAACUGCAGAAAUGAUUACAUUUGUCAAAAAUUUACACGAUGAUACUAUAAUUUCGAAUAUGCCUAAAAAUGACGUCAAUCACAUCAGUCAAAUCAAAAUGUAUGCUUCAACACAAUUAGUCAAACAUUGGGAGAAAUGCUUCAUAAGACCAAUGUCGCCAGAGUUAUUGAUUUCACCGUUGUCGCCGCCAACACCGUUAUCACCACCACCACAUUUUUAUUGUAUAGGGAGCUGACGAGGAAAGAGGUUGCAGAGAAUUUUCAGCCGGAAUUCCUUCACCAGUGAGUCUCGUAGUCAAUAAGAACGAUGAGCCGAUGAUUUUCAACCACUCAUCAACACCCCAGCCAUCAAAGAAAAAACCAACAAAGCGGGAUGUAAAAUGCAAACUGAUUGUAUAACAUUGUUUAAUAAUUUCAUGUAAAAUAAAAAUAAGUGUGAUAUUUAAAA